Messenger RNA from Coccomyxa subellipsoidea C-169, 962 nucleotides. RefSeq lists its product as hypothetical. The record is from RefSeq and is a predicted model, not a curated record. NCBI's taxonomy places the organism in Eukaryota, Viridiplantae, Chlorophyta, Trebouxiophyceae, Coccomyxaceae. The annotation marks the transcript as partial. The transcript is spliced from 2 exons.
AGAGAGAGAGAGAGAUUACACUUUUUCCAGCCACGCAGGGCUGAUUAAGCGUCCCACAUAUCUCAAACCAUCAGUAGCACACACAUCAUGAAUACUCGAAAAUAUGCAUCCCAGCACGCAGACAAGUAUCAACUGCCAAAAAGGACUGCAAGGCUGCUUGUGGAUGUAUGUCGGUCCAAAUCAGCGACAAGUCAAGGGCAGGACAUGGACGCAAAUCACAGGCCAAACAGAUUGUGCGUGCUGCGGGUGGGUCCAGCCAUUUGCUGUCAUUGUAAAGACUGCCCAAAUCCUUGCAAUAACAGCGCUUCUCGGUGAAACAAGCAAGGGGGGUACCCAAUGCCCCACAAUGCUUGCCGCCACCUGUAUUGCUAAGCUACUACACAGCACAGCUGAGUGGUUUGCAAAGGCACACCUGGACUGGCAGGUGUUCAAGGAGCUGCAAUCAGGUGAAAACUGCAGGAGGUUAGACUAAAAUCUCCUCAAAGCCCCAAUACAGCUUGUACGCGCUUUGUCCUAGGUUUGGACCAGGACCCAGAACAUCCUGCCUGGGUUUUGCAGGGCACACACAAGAACGCAACACUGCAAAAUCUGCUUGUUCUGUAAAAGGUCUCAUGGCCAUUUCUAUUACUGCGGUCGAUUCUUCGCGUCAGACAAUGAUGCAAACAGCCGUCGCAUCCUUCUUUUACUGGUAAUGGCGGCUGGCGGCUGUUGCCUCUUCCGCCCCAACCAAAGCUUGGCCGUCCUAGAUAUUUUUACUACUGUGUCAUUAACAUCAAUUUAUUAUUAUGCUUCCCAGCCGCUAUCGCCUGGCCUCUGUCUGCUCCGUUUUUGUAUACCCACAUUGUUGCUGUCAGGGCAACCUCUGUUGAAGCGUCGCUUUGUGCCCGGCGAUUAUUUCGUCUGAUUACAUCCUUUUCAUUCAAUUCUCUGUGAUGUUGCCUGGCUGCUGAAGCCCGACCCAG